Messenger RNA from Sphenostylis stenocarpa, 269 nucleotides. The record is from the annotation of a GenBank genome assembly. Lineage: Eukaryota; Viridiplantae; Streptophyta; Magnoliopsida; Fabales; Fabaceae.
GAAUUGUGUGUACACAGAUAAGACACUUGCCAUAUAUCAUGUGGACAAGGUGCUAAUUCGUUUGGACUUCUCUAAGCCUAAGAGUAUAGCUCCAGCACCAGCUGUGGCCAAGGCACCUAAAGCUGAUAAGGACAACUCUACAGCAGAAGACGAUGACCAGGCUCAUGCAGCCAAGGAAAGCUCUGGAGCCACUAGUUUUGUUAGCAUUCAUGGAACAACCUUGACCUCCUUUGGGAUUGCUCUGCUUGCAGCGACAGCGACAACUUGGC